Andrographis paniculata is the source of this 3049-nucleotide messenger RNA. RefSeq names its product protein FAR1-RELATED SEQUENCE 5-like. The coding region runs from base 222 to 2570 and encodes 782 amino acids. Lineage: Eukaryota; Viridiplantae; Streptophyta; Magnoliopsida; Lamiales; Acanthaceae. Gene Ontology annotation, molecular function: zinc ion binding. The record is from RefSeq and is a predicted model, not a curated record. The transcript is spliced from 8 exons. Gene Ontology annotation, biological process: regulation of DNA-templated transcription.
CCUCCCCACUGGUUCAUAUCCCACCACCAUACAAUCUUCUUCUUUUUUUUUUUUUUUUUCCCUCGGCUCGCGCACCUCGUUAUCGGUCAUCUUUUGCCCGCCCCUGUCACCGACCAAGCAACAGCAACAGUAACAGUACUUCCUCUAGUCGUCUUCCCUAUUUUCCUUGCCCGUCGCCGUAAUCACUAGUCCAGGAUUUAUCUGGAUUUGGUUUCACGACUAUGGAAAAUGAGGUUCAAGAUGUGGGUGCAAAUAGUACAGAGACAGUCCAGUCCUAUUAUCCCCAGGUCUCUACAGAAGAAACUCCUCAAGUUGGAAUGGAGUUCGAUACCGAAGAAGAAGCAUAUCAAUUCUACUUAGCUUAUGCUAAAAAGGUAGGUUUUGGCAUGAAAAGACAUAAAAUGCAUAAAGAUCAAGUGGGUAGGAUAAUAUUGAGGAGGUUUUCUUGUAGUGCCGAAGGAAAAAGGGAAGUAGAUAGGAGAAGUAUCAACGUGAGAACUCCACGACCAAUAACAAGAUUUGAUUGCAAGGCAACAAUGAAGAUUCGUUUGAAAGAGAAUAUGAAAUAUCAAAUAAUUGAGUUUGUUUCCGAACAUACUCAUCAGCUUACCUGUCCUCAAGAAACACAUGCAUGUAGAGGACAGAGGAGGAUAAAUGAUGCUCAUGUUGUCCACAUUGAUAUAGGACUUGCUCCAAGAGUCUCGCAUGAUUUUAUAGUUGAAGAAGUUGGUGGCCAAGAUAGUUUAGGAUUUAUCAAGCAGGAUUGCAAAAAUUAUCUGUGUUCAAAGAGAACAAAAUAUAUGGAGAUUGGGGAUGUUGGAGGUAUUCUGGAAUAUUUACAAGAGAUGCAAUGUAAAGAUCCAAAAUUUUCAUAUUUUAUUCAAGUGGACGAAGAUGAUAAGAUAACAAAUAUAUUUUGGGUGGAUGGUUGGAUGAAAGCAAGUUAUGAUGAUUUUGGUGAUGUAGUCAGUUUCGAUACAACAUAUAGAAAGAACAAGGAAAAUCGUCCUCUUGCUUUAUUUGUUGGUGUUAAUCAUCAUAAGCAAACAGUUGUUUUUGGCGCUGCACUUUUAUAUGACGAGACAAUUCCUUCAUUUGAAUGGUUAUUUGACACGUUUGCCAGUAUCAUGGGUGGAAAAAAGCCUGUUACUAUUUUGACAGAUGAAGAUGAUGCUAUGGCUAAUGCAUUGGUUGCAAGGUGGCCCGAGACUCAUCACAAAUUAUGUAUUUGGCAUAUUUAUCAAAAUGCUACAAUACAUUUGAGUGAUAUUUUUGAAAAGCACGAAAAGUUUGCACAUGAUUUUGGGAGAUGUAUCUAUGACAUUGAAGAAGAAGACGAAUUUUUGUACGAAUGGAAUGAAAUGUUGGUGAAGUAUGAUUUGUUGGAAAAUGUUUGGUUGAAGAGGUUGUUUAGAGUGAAAGAAAAAUGGGCAUUGGUUUAUGAUCGUCAAUUCUUUUGUGCCGAUAUUACUUCAACACAACGUAAUGAGAGCAUCCACAAGGUCAUAAAAAAAUAUGUCAGUUCUAACAACAAUUUGCGAAUAUUUUUUAAAGUGUUUGAGAAGUUGAUUGAAUACUACCGGUUCGAAGAGUUGAAUGCUGAUUUCGAAGCAAGUACAAGUGCUCAAGUUGUGCCAAUUCAACUUUUGAAACAUGCUGCAAGUUUGUAUACACCUGAGGUUUUUAAGGAUUUUCAAAAUGAAUUGUGGAAAGCCUUUGAUUGCACUGGGGUUCUUAGGGGCGCAUAUGGAACAGUGGCAGAGUAUCAUGUUAGUUAUCUUGGAAGAACAAAACCUCAUGUUGUUAAAUAUAACUCUGGAGAUGGUACUGUUUCUUGUAGUUGCAAAAAAUUUGAAUUUGGUGGGUUAUUAUGCUUUCAUGCAUUGAAAAUUCUCACAAAUAAUAAUAUUUUGGAGAUUCCAAAGCAGUAUGUAUUGAAGAGAUGGACAAAAUCGGCAAAGGUAGGAUGUUUGCCUGGUAGAAUAGCUUCAUUGGAAGAUCCAAGGACAAAAUCGAGCACCAGGGGUACAGAUUUGAGUUUGUUCUUCAACAAACUAGUUACAAGAGCUUCUGAAACUAAAGAAAGUUAUGAGUUGAUGAAAAGAAUAUUUGUGAAGACACUUGAAAGGGUGGACCAACACUUACACAGUAGAAAAGUUGUGUGUGAAGGAUCAUGUGUGAGGGAUAUAUGUUCAUGUAAUAAACACAAAAGUGGAUUGGAGAAGAACUCAAAGAAAAGAAAUCAAACUGAAGCACAAAGAAAUGAAGUUUUACCAGAGCCACAGCCAUUCAUUAAUCAAACAUAUCUUGAAAGACGCGACAUUGCCUUACAACAAAAUCAAGCAGCUCAACAUCAGAAUCAAGUUCUUACUCCAAUACCAAGCAUACAUCCACAAUUCCCCAAUGACUCGACUUCUGCUAUAAAGUUCUCUGAAUCAUUUGAGGUUCAAUCAGCCCGUCGUUACGACUGUUUUCCAUGUAGCACCCCUGUAACUGCUAAUCUUGGUGGUGAAAGAAGCGACCAGACUUCGCAACAAUCUGAUCUUCCCGAACAAUCUGAUCUUCGGUGAAGGUGUAAACAAUCUGAGACUUUAUUUAGAUGGUUUGGGUGCUUACUGCUUUGGAUGUUUAAACGGUUUGGAUGUUUUAUACUUUGUUUAUGAAGGUUCGGGGUCCUGAAAAUGGAGGCAUCUGUGAUCAUAUGUUUUACUGCUAGAUUGAUGUGAUAGCAAGGUAUAGGCCAGGAAUGCCUGUUUUGUCUGUUGUGAUCCCUCGGAACUCAAGUCUUAUCCACCAAGAUGGAGUUUUAGCGGUGCAUUUGAGGAUCUUGAUUCAUUGCUUUUGGAUGAUCCGACAAACCACCUUGAUGUCGAUCCGAUUGAGUGGCAAGAGGGUUGUACUAAAACAGGAUUUAUCAUUGGCUAUCAUAUGCUAUGACAGCAGUUUUUUCUUGAUCAAGUAAAUAUGUACAAAAAUUAUGCAUUCAGUUUAAUUAGCUAAUACUCCUCUUUACUUUCACUAGAUUAGUUUUAAGCUAAUCUUUUUAUUC